CAUAUGUGUUAUUUCUUUGCAGUUCAUUUUUUUUGGGGCUGCCGUGGUGGUAACCAUGACAACCACGCCACAACACUCUUUGCUCCGACGACGGUGUAGCGCUCUUCCAUACAGACACGCCUCGAUAUUAUUAGCCGGCUUAUCGCUGUGCUUGCAGUUACACAUUGAUGACAGUUCCCCAUUUCCACUCAGCUCAUACGGUGUGUAGAAAGACAGACAGAUGGAAAAAUCGAAUAUUUAUUUUGAGGAAUUAUUCUCAUUAUUAUUAGGACGUGUCAAGCUUUCCGAGUGAUUAACUUUACAAAUGAAAAGACGUCUCGAGAUGUUUCUUGCAUUAAACGUGCAAACUGCACCAAAACAGCAAUUUGCUAUAUGAAUGUUUUGGGAGAGCGUGCAAGGCCGAGAAAGAGAGAGAGAGAGAAAGACAGAGAGAGAGAGAGCGAAAGAUCUUGAUCGAGCUAAGUAUUCACUCCUCCUCCUCCUCCUCUUCUUUUCUCUCCCUUCACUUGUUAAUUUGAUAAGAUUCAAUCGCACUGGUUGACCGGCGGACAGCAGCGACUGCAGCUCUUUUUUAACGUGAUGAGCACGCUUCAAGUCACAUUCUAAGGUGUUUUUUUUAAUUUGUUUUAAUUGUGGCACAAGUGCACCCCAACUUGCCUUCGCUCCGGUGAGUCGGAUGUGCAGCUUCCAGGAGAGGAGAGGAUAUGUACCAGGGAAUCAUGAGCACCGGUAGCGGCAGCAGCAGCGGCAACCACGGCGGUCACGGGUACGAGGCCGCCGGCUUCCUGCACAGCAGCAGCAGCUGCAGCAGCAGCUCGUCCUCGGCCACGACGCCGGUCUACGUGCCCACCACCCGGGUGGUCGCGCAGAUGAUCCCUGGGCUGCCCUACCUGCAGUCGCCCGGCGCGUCGCAGCCGCCGGCCUCCGCUCACUCCGGCUGGGCUCAGCCGAGCGUCGAGCCCUCGUACAACCACUCCCCGGUGUCGCCGCGGUUCACUUUCUCGGCGAGCCCGCCUCUGGCCUCGGUCGGGCCCAAGGACCAAGCGGCGGCGGCGGCUGCUGCGGCGGCGGCGGCUGCUGCAGCUGCGGCGGCCUCCUCCUACGGUAACCCGCUGGGCAUCUCUGCAACCGGGCGAGCGGAGCACUACGGCGCCCGGGGACUCGGCGGCGCCUACCACAGCCCCUACCCGGCCUACAUGAGCACCAACAUGGGCGGAACGUGGUCGGCGUCCCCUUUCGAGAGUCCCGUGCUCCACGGCCUGCAGGCAGGUGCUGCGACGGGCGGCGGGACUCGACACCCCAACAUAGACCUUUUUGAUGACUUCGCCGAGGGCCGAGAGUGCGUCAACUGCGGGGCCAUGUCCACGCCGCUGUGGAGGCGGGACGGCACGGGCCACUACCUGUGCAACGCCUGCGGCCUUUACCACAAGAUGAACGGCAUCAACAGACCUCUCAUCAAGCCCCAGAGGCGACUGUCGGCCUCCCGGAGGCUGGGCCUGUCCUGCACCAACUGCCACACCACCACCACCACCCUGUGGCGACGCAACGCAGAGGGAGAGCCCGUGUGCAACGCCUGCGGCCUCUACAUGAAGCUGCACGGGGUCCCGCGGCCGCUAGCCAUGAAAAAAGAGGGCAUCCAGACCCGCAAGCGCAAACCCAAGAACCUGAACAAGAGUCAAAUUGGGGCUCUAAGCAACGACGAGACUCCGACGGCCCCGAGCAGCACUCCCCGGGGCCCCGGCUCCUCCUCCUCCUCCUCGUCCUCCUCUUCGGCCGUUUCCGAGGAAGCCCGACAGAUAAAGACGGAACCGGAGACUCUCAGUUUGUACACCCACAACGGCGCACACUCGCAGAUCUCAGCUCUGCCCGCCUACAUGACGGCUCCAGGCGGAAGCCUGGCUCUCAGGAUGUCCCCCGGGGGUCACGGCGGCUCUUCGGGCUCAAAGGCCGAGCCGUGGAACAACCUCAUCCUGGCGUAGGACCAAGACGUGCGUGGGUGGGCCGACGGGGGCGGAGCGCUGUGACAAGGUUCAAAACACGAUUUUGACAGAUGAUUGAAUGGCAAGGCUCCACGUCCAAUUCCAUUUGUGACACAAUUAAACAGGUCAGAGUUCAAUGUCCAGGUCAGUAUUGACGCAUCUACUCAGGCAAAGUCGCACACGCCUCAACUACAGCGGCAUUUGUAGAAAGGUUGCUACAUUUUCCCGUGACGUGGCCAGGCGUUGGCAUUUCUAGUCACAGAAUAUCCAAAUAUUAUCUUCAAGUGCUUUAAAGCGAUAGCGAUUGUAUCAUCACGUCCAUUAUCAAGAACAUUUCGGAAUGGAAAAAUGACACAAAGCGGCAAAACUAAAUUGUUGCCUUUUUUGGACACAAAAAAUAGGGCCCACCCUUUAUGUCAUUGUCUACUAUUUAAAAAAAAAAUUGAUUUACACUCUCGCUGUUGGGAUCCUGUUAUACAAUAGUAUUUAUUUCAUAAUCAGUUCAUUAUUAAGCAGCUUAGUAAGCUCAAAGUUUCAUUGUGUAGAAUGAUUAUUUCUGGUGGCAAGUGUGUAUAUUAUAGAGAAGCCGCAACUUUUACUUACAUUAAUGUAAAGGCUCUUCACUCCAGUAUCAAAAGUUAAAAAAAACAACAACAAAAAAAACACCUCGUUUGGGCGAUGUUGCAAAACCCCAGAAAAUGCAUUAGCACCCACUAACGUGACACUACCUAUACAAGUUGCAAAUGUGGUGAGUUGAGUUGUUGUCGUUCAUGUUUAAUGAAGAAAAGAUGUCAGACCAAUUCUGUUCAACAUUUCACUUCACGCCUCUAUCCAAACAAUAAAUAUA
This is a messenger RNA of Syngnathus typhle (broad-nosed pipefish), 2826 nucleotides long. RefSeq names its product GATA binding protein 4 (gene gata4). Gene Ontology annotation, cellular component: nucleus. Lineage: Eukaryota; Metazoa; Chordata; Actinopteri; Syngnathiformes; Syngnathidae. Gene Ontology annotation, molecular function: zinc ion binding; DNA-binding transcription factor activity, RNA polymerase II-specific; RNA polymerase II cis-regulatory region sequence-specific DNA binding. Gene Ontology annotation, biological process: positive regulation of transcription by RNA polymerase II; cell fate commitment; negative regulation of transcription by RNA polymerase II. The transcript has 6 exons. The record is from RefSeq and is a predicted model, not a curated record. Bases 705 to 1979 code for a protein of 424 amino acids.